AUGCGCGUAUUGCCGCGUCUAGCUUCUGUGGCUGCAAUCGCCGUCUCUGUCUUCGUCUGUAGUGGCGAUUCCUCGUCGCUGCCCACCGUCACGCUUGACUACUCGACCGUCCAGGCCGUCGGAGGCAACUCCACCGCCGGGUACUACAAGUUCCAGAACAUCCGCUUCGCCAAAGCUCCCGUUGGUGAUCUGCGCUUCGCCGCACCGCAAUGGCUCGACGUUGAAGCAGACAUCAAUACUGGGAACCUCGCUGAUACCGACGUCGACUGCGCGUCAUCGGAGGACUGUUUGUUCCUGGAUGUGUGGGCUCCUGUUGACGCCGUGGGGAGGAACCUCCCCGUGUUGGUGUACAACUACGGCGGUCGGUUCAAGCUCGGUUCCAAGUCGGUGAACACGCCCGAGGGCCUGUUCGAACUGUCGACGGACUUCAUCUACGUGGCCUACAACUACCGCUUGGGGCUCACGGGGGUGGCCACAGGCCCGACGUACCAGCACGAGGGCGGUGUCUCGAACCUGGCUGUCUGGGACGCCACGCACGCCUUCGAGUGGGUGCAGAAGUACAUUGAAAACUUCGGAGGCAACCCGAGCGACGUCACGGCGGUGGGUUUUUCAGCUGGCGGCUCGCAGAUCGGGUUCCAGAUGACUCGCUUCGGCGGCAACGCGCCUCAGCUGUUCCAGAAGGCGUACAUCAUGUCUCCCGGUUAUCUCCCGAGUGCGGGCCACCACCAAGCGGAGCAGUUCUGGCAGAAUGUAUCGAGUGCUGUCGGCUGUGAGGGAGGCCACUUGGCCUGCAUGCGAAAGAUCCCAUUCGGUACGCUAGCAAACGCUACGACGGAGAUCGUGAACGCGUAUUCGUACACGCUGCAGCCUCGCGUGGACGGCUUCAUCCUCCCUAACACGUACGAGGCCAGCGUAUACCAGGGCCACUUCAAUUUUUCUGGUCCGUGCAUACUCACCCACGAACAGCACGAGUUUAACAGCGUUGCCUAUGACGGUGUUGAGACUGAAGAGGACGCAUUUGCGGCCUUCCGCGUACUGUUGCCGAGGAUCACCGACGAUACGAUUGAAGCCGCACUGGAGCUGUACCCAGCGGAGAACUAUGCGAGUGCCGGUCUUCGUUUCAGCGAUAUCCGACAGUCGUUUGAAAUAACGGCGAAGAACCACGUCUUGACGAAGGCCUUGAACAACCAAACCUGGAAUGGGGAGGUCGGCAUCAGUCCCGCCAAGCACGGCACGGACCAAAGCUACUACUUCUACAGCACGCACAAGUUCUCGACCUCUUCGAAUGAUACGACUACUACCACUUUCAACGCGGCGGAGGCGGCGCUGGUUGGAGCUAUCACUUCUCCCGUGGAUCCGACGAUCGCAAGGCAAAUGCAGAAGUACCUCCUCUCAUUCGUGCUCACUGGAAACCCCAACUCGGUCUGGCCCGACGACAAACUGUAUUGGCCGCGGUACAAUGAAUCGGCUGUGGGGGCGCAGAUCGUGAUGAACGAUAUUUUCUCGGUUGUAGACGACAGUCUGGCCAACUCGAAGAGUCUGUUCUGGAACAAGGCCCUGUGGUUCUAA
Molecule: messenger RNA, 1569 nt
Organism: Phytophthora sojae
Lineage: Eukaryota; Oomycota; Peronosporomycetes; Peronosporales; Peronosporaceae
Exons: 1
Coding region: 1-1569 (522 amino acids)
Source: RefSeq, a predicted model, not a curated record